ACUCCCCCGCCCUCCCCAGGGCACUGGGAAGGGGCGCAGCGUGGGAAAAGGGUGGUUGAGUUUUAACCAGAGGCAGAGCGUGAGCGGGAUCAGUGUGUGCGGAACGCGAGCAGCCGAGCGCGGAGAGCGCCGCUGCUGUUAACUCCUCCCUGCCCGCCGACCCUCCCCCGGAGCCCCUGCGCAGCCAGCAUGAAGCGAGCCCACCCCGAGUACAGCUCGUCAGACAGCGAGCUGGACGAGACGGUAGAGGUGGAGAAAGAGAGUGCGGACGAGAAUGGAAACUUGAGCUCGGCUCUAGGUUCCAUGUCCCCGACUACAUCUUCGCAGAUCCUGGCGAGGAAAAGACGGAGAGGCAUCAUUGAGAAACGCCGACGAGACCGGAUCAAUAACAGCUUGUCCGAGCUGAGGAGGCUGGUACCCAGUGCUUUUGAGAAGCAGGUAAUGGAGAAAGGAUCUGCUAAGCUAGAAAAAGCCGAGAUCCUGCAGAUGACCGUGGAUCACUUAAAAAUGCUGCACACUGCAGGAGGGAAAGGCUAUUUUGACGCGCACGCCCUGGCGAUGGACUAUCGGAGUUUGGGAUUUCGGGAAUGCCUGGCAGAAGUUGCCCGUUACCUGAGCAUCAUUGAAGGAUUAGACGCCUCUGACCCGCUUCGAGUUAGACUGGUCUCGCAUCUCAACAACUACGCUUCUCAGCGGGAAGCCGCGAGCGGCGCCCACGCAGGCCUUGGACACAUGCCCUGGGGGAGCGCCUUCGGACAUCACCCGCACAUCGCGCACCCCCUGUUGUUAUCCCAGAACAGCCACGGGAACGCUGGCACCACGGCCUCGCCUGCGGAACCGCACCACCAGGGCCGGUUGGCCCCUGCACAUCCGGAGGCGCCCGCCUUGCGAGCGCCCCCUAGCGGCGGUCUUGGACCGGUGCUCCCCGUGGUCACCUCCGCCUCCAAACUGUCGCCGCCUCUGCUCUCCUCGGUGGCCUCUCUGUCCUUCCCCUUCUCUUUUGGCUCCUUCCACUUACUCUCUCCCAAUGCACUGAGCCCGUCGGCACCCACGCAGGCAGCAAACCUUGGCAAGCCCUAUAGACCUUGGGGGACGGAGAUUGGAGCCUUUUAAAGAACUGACUGACGUUGUAGAAAGGGGGAAGGGAAAGCUUAAAAUCUCAGCUGAGCUGGACUGUUGCCAACAUCACCUUAAAGUCGUCAGUAAAAGUAAAAAGGAAAAAGGUACACUUUCACAUAAACUUCGUUUAAAAACUAAAGGUGGUUGGUUUAUUUUUUUUUAAUUUUUUUUGUACUAUGUCAUGUAUUAGCAGUUUUUAAAAACUAGUUGCUAAAUUUUCUUCAGAGCAUUAAAUUGGAGUAGUAAGUAUAAGCCACCAUGCUGCGAUAGGUCUGUACUGUGCCUGAUUUACUUUGUAAACGUAUCUGUCUAUGAAUGAUUCCGUUUUUGCCUCAAAGUUUGGGGAAUUGUAACAUUUAGGUCUGUUUUUCUCCUUGUAUAAUUAUGGUUUGUUUUUAGAAUUAAUUUUUCCAAACCACUAUGCUCAAUAUUAACAUAAUUCUAUUUGUUAAUGUUUUGACAGAUUAAGGUGUUGUAUAAAUAAUACGCUCUUUUUUUUUCUUUUUGGGAGGGAGCUAUACUGAGUUUUAUAUUUCUGAACAAAGCGUUGACAAAUCAGAUGAUCAGCUUUAUCCAGGAAAGAGGACUAGUUAAUUUCCUGCCUCCUGCAGCAGCGAGGUGAAUGUGCAGAUCAUCAGUAGCCCCGAAUCCAUGUGACCGACUGCUGUCGUCUGCUGGAACUCGCAGUUCUGGCGUAGUUAGGAGAGAGCCUCUCGCGGGUUCGGUCCCCACUCAAAUAUGGGGGCACGAGACAGAAGGUAAUUGUAUGGAAUGUGCCCGAAUUUGCCAGCCCCAAGCAAUGCAAUGAAUUUUUAAUCUCAUAGACCUCAAAUUCACAGAUGUUUGAAUGGAUAAAUGAUCAUGGUGUACAAGUGGUCGGUCAGGAAGUACAGUGGAACCUGUUACAUGCAUCCCUUGAUUUUCCUGGGACUGCCGUAUUUUCUUUGAACUGGAAAUGCUUAUGUUGUGUCUUCCUUUCGGUGCAUGGGAAUGUGGUUGUUGAGAUAUUUAAAAGGGCUUUGCCGCCCUCUUCUCUUUGGUUUAUUUAAUUUGCUUCGGGCUGUGAAAGUAUCAUUUUACAGUUUCAUUUGUUGAGCAGGUGUGGUUCAAAUGACCUCCACUGAACUGGAUUUGACCUCUGUUGUACUGAUGUGUUGUGACUAAAUAAAAGAGAA
Messenger RNA from Trichechus manatus latirostris (Florida manatee), 2294 nucleotides. RefSeq names its product hes related family bHLH transcription factor with YRPW motif 1 (gene HEY1). Lineage: Eukaryota; Metazoa; Chordata; Mammalia; Sirenia; Trichechidae. Gene Ontology annotation, biological process: circulatory system development; Notch signaling pathway; negative regulation of neuron differentiation. Bases 190 to 1113 code for a protein of 307 amino acids. The record is from RefSeq and is a predicted model, not a curated record. Gene Ontology annotation, cellular component: nucleus. The transcript has 5 exons. Gene Ontology annotation, molecular function: protein dimerization activity; DNA-binding transcription factor activity, RNA polymerase II-specific; RNA polymerase II cis-regulatory region sequence-specific DNA binding.